AUGGCGCCGGGUCAAGGCCAGAAAGGGAACCCGAACGACCCUCGGUCGGACGCAUCAAAGAAGAAGGACCUCAUCGCGCGUGGUGACUACACACCUACACCACUAGGCAAAGCGACGUUCUUCAUCCUGCGCGGCAUCGAGCCUGUCCUCCAAUAUUCAAUCCUCGCACAUGGCCUAGGCACCUCCGUCCUGCAUCGUGUAGGUUUGCGAACAUUGCCUCCUGGGCUUCCAACGCAUACCGGCAUCUCUCUGAUCGAUGGCUUGGGCUUGUCACCCUACCGAUUGGUGUUGCUUGGAAUGGCGGUUGGCGCUGCUGUGAAGCAGAACAUCUGGGUGACAGCACUCUCUGGAGAACCCAUGCCAGUUACAGGUGCCAUCGCCGUAGGUGUCUUUAAUGCUGUAUUCAACAGUCUGAGCACAUACGCUUUCCUUACCACUGCUACUUCUGCCUCGACCGAAGCCGACUUCCCGCAACCAGCGCUCCUCAUUGGCGGCUCGCUAUACGUCGUGGGUAUUAUGACUGAGUUAAUUGCCGAAGUACAGCGCAAGCGUUUCAAGGCGAACCCAGACAACAAGGGCAAGGCGUACACUGGAGGUCUCUGGAGCUUCGCCCGCCACAUUAACUACGGCGGCUACACAAUCUGGAGGGCGGGUUACGCCAUGGUCGGUGGCGGCUACACGCUGGGUGCGCUGGUGGGAGCCUUCUUUGCCUGGGACUUUACCCAGCGAGCGAUUCCAAUUCUUAGUGAAUAUUGCGAGAAGCGCUACGGAGCGCAGUGGGAGGAGUUCAAGCAGAAGACCCCGUAUCAGCUGAUCCCUUACAUCUACUAG
Molecule: messenger RNA, 831 nt
Organism: Alternaria postmessia
Lineage: Eukaryota; Fungi; Ascomycota; Dothideomycetes; Pleosporales; Pleosporaceae
Exons: 1
Coding region: 1-831 (276 amino acids)
Cellular component (GO): membrane
Source: RefSeq, a predicted model, not a curated record